Messenger RNA from Angiostrongylus costaricensis, 507 nucleotides. Lineage: Eukaryota; Metazoa; Nematoda; Chromadorea; Rhabditida; Metastrongylidae. The record is from the annotation of a GenBank genome assembly.
AUGACAAAACUGAGCGAUAUAACCGACAUUCGGCGACCAAUUUAUCAUAUAAAGAAGGACACUAUCGCAGCAGAUCUUAUAUUUAGCGUUGUUAGCAAAACAACUGGUCUUAUACCAGGUGCUCGUGGCCGUAGAUUCAAUCCGAUGAUUGACCAAACAGAAGCUAUUCUAAAGACACUUGGGAUGGAAAUGCUGGUCAGAAGCAGAAAUCCCGUAAAGCAAGGUUACCAGUCGUUCGGACCACGGACAUUGUCCAUUUGGUCAUCGCCUGGUGAAUCAAAUUGCAAAGCCGGAGCAGCCGUUCACGUCAACUGUUCGAAAGUGCUAACAAUUGUGAAAAUGGCCGAAUAUGGAACAUUUACCCAAGAACAGCUGGCCGGUGCUGGUCAGGAUACAACGGUGGAAGCUCUCUUGCCGAUGAAUAAGGAUCGUGAAAGAAGAAAAAAGAGAGCAAGGAAAGACGGAAAACGAAGCGAUGAUGCCGGCAGUCCUAACAGGGAGACAUAA